Molecule: messenger RNA, 1209 nt
Organism: Anthostomella pinea
Lineage: Eukaryota; Fungi; Ascomycota; Sordariomycetes; Xylariales; Xylariaceae
Source: the annotation of a GenBank genome assembly
AUGAAAGCACUCGUCCUAGACGCAGGGGCUCGAACGGCCCAUCUCUCUCACAUCCCACAACCUCGACCUGGUCCACGGGAAUUUCUAGUCCAAGUCCAAGCCAUAUCCCUCAACCCCAUCGAUCCCCUCUAUGUCGCUCACCCACUUGCAAGUUCCGGCCGCACUAUAGGAAGUGACCUCGCCAGCACGAUUGCUGUGCUCGGCGAGCCUGUCUCGCUGGCCAAAGGGCUCAAGGAAGGCGUUAAGGUCGCAGGCUUCUUGCAAGGCACCUGUAGCGUCAAUGAUCGGCCGAAUGCCUUUGCGGAGUUUCUUGUUGUGCCCUCAGAUCUUGUCUGGAGAGUCCCAGACGGUGUUACGACUGAGGAAGCAGCGGGCAUUAGUCUAGUGGCGUUGACAGCUGCGCAGGCCAUAUGGUACCGCCUUGGCCUGCCUGCUCCAUUCGAGUAUGAUCGGGAUGCAGUAUUGGAUGAGCACCCCGAGUGGACUCUGAACAUCUUCAUCUACGGCGCUUCAACGUCCGUCGGUCUCUAUGCGGCCCAAAUGGCCCGCCUCAGCGCCAAAGCUACCGGGAAGACGAUCAGACUCUUCGGCGCAGCGAGUAGAGCUCACUGGCAAAUGCUUCAAUCCUCGCCAUAUGCGUACGACCAUCUCGUGGAUUACCGCGACAACGACUGGCCGUCACAAAUCGUCGCGCUUUCAAACGAGGAAGGAAUGGACUACGUCUACGACUACAUAUCCGAAGGCUCCUCCGUCUCCCUCAGCGCCUCCACCCUCUCAGAGAGACCAGGCGCCGCAAUGGCUUCCGUUCGCUCACGAGAAGGUCGCGCGUGGAGCACUGCCCAACCCCUGAAAGUCGAACCCAUCUAUGGCGCUGUUUGGGAAGGGCUGGGAGAGGAAGUGCAGUACCAGGGCCUCACUGUCAAGGCUUCGCCCGCGGCACGUGGAUUCGCUGUUAAGUUCUACGAAUGGCUUGGCAAGGCCCUAGGAGAUGGGUUGAAGGCUGCGCCUAUCAGAUUGAUGCCUGGUGGGCUGGAGAAGGUGGUGGGAGAUGGGUUCGCUUUACUUGGGGCGGGAGGCAUGACGAAUAGGACGGUGGAGAGGAACGAGGUUUGGAUGAAGCCUACUGGCAUUCCGCCCCCUUUUCUCUACCAGUUUGCUCAAUACUACAUCACCUUUCUCGUCUUCUCCUACGAGCACCAGGUGACAUAA